Molecule: messenger RNA, 5857 nt
Organism: Drosophila teissieri
Lineage: Eukaryota; Metazoa; Arthropoda; Insecta; Diptera; Drosophilidae
Gene: wts
Product: serine/threonine-protein kinase Warts
Exons: 8
Coding region: 1182-4508 (1108 amino acids)
Biological process (GO): peptidyl-serine phosphorylation; positive regulation of apoptotic process; G1/S transition of mitotic cell cycle
Molecular function (GO): protein serine/threonine kinase activity; ATP binding
Source: RefSeq, a predicted model, not a curated record
UCGAUAUGUGAACAUAUCUAGCACGACGGCAGCAACAAAACCACGAAUUAAUUUUUACUAAAUUUAAGCCAAACGCGCAUCGAAAAUGCCUGGAAAAUGCACCACUAAAUGCACGCGAAAAGUGAUGGAGCGCGAACGCGAGUGAAUCAAGUGAAAAUACAUCGGCAAAUAUCAGCGAAUUGUCGUUAGAAGGCAAGGAAAAACGGAGAAAAAGAAGAAAAGCAAUAAGUGCCGUGUGUGGGAAACGCGAAAAAGGCGAGAACAAAGAGGCGAAAAGCAAGGAAAUUGCGUGGAAAACGUGGAAAACGCGAAGGAGCGAAGCUCCAAGUUGGCCGCCAUCUCGAUUCGUGCGUAGGAUCAAUUAAGAUUCCGUGAGGCCGAGAAUCGGCUCAAAUCAAAUUGAAAUCAACUAAUAUUUUGGUAUUCAGUUAUUCAAAUGGAAUUCAUUCAUCGCCUGCGACUUUUAUUCGGAUCUGCCAACUAUUUUCGAAUUUGAAUUGUGUUUUUGCGGCUGGCGCAGAAUCUCUGAUAAAGCGGACGAAUAAAAAUCGAAAACAGAAAAAACACAACAAAUAUAAAAAAUAUAUAAAAUACAAAAAAUACAAAUCAAAUGCGGGGAGGCAGUAUUUACAUGCGAAAUGAAUGUUGGGCGGCGCGGGGAGUUUCUGUUAUAAUGCAAAUGUGAAUACAAAUAACGAAUGCGAACGCAAAUGUGACUGUGAAUGUGAAUGCGAAUGCGAGUGGAAGAAUUCCCGGCGCGAGUGAUAAAUAAUCCGACGACAAACAAAGCAGAAGCCUACACCGCGAGAAAGAGCAGUGCAAACACAUUUAUCUUUAUUGAGAGCAACAAUAUCAAGAUCGCGAUAAUAAAGCAUCGUAAACCUGCGGCCGCCGUCGACUAAGUAGUUCAUUAUUAUACUUCCCACAGUCGCAAAUAAUCAAAUGCAAAAAGGUGCUCAGCAUCGCCGGACAAGCGAGUAAUAUACGUGUCUUCUGUACGAAACAACCAAUUCAAUAAAAUAUAAUCACAAUCAAAGUAAUCAUAGAAAGGCAAAUCCCCCCGGCCGCCGAUGUGCCCCAGUGUGUGUGCGAGUGCUGUGCGAGUGCGAGUGUGAGUGUGAGUGUCGAGCAUUUCUGUGAUAUGAGUGCUAAAUGCCACAGGGCGAAGCAGCAGCAGCAUCAUGCAUCCAGCGGGCGAAAAAAGGGGCGGUCGCCCCAAUGAUAAAUACACGGCGGAAGCCCUCGAGAGCAUCAAGCAGGACCUAACCCGAUUCGAAGUACAAAAUAACCAUAGGAAUAAUCAGAAUUACACACCUCUGCGAUACACGGCGACCAACGGACGCAACGAUGCACUUACUCCGGACUAUCACCACGCCAAGCCGCCGAUGGAGCCGCCGCCCUCCGCCUCCCCGGCGCCGGACGUGGUCAUCCCGCCGCCGCCCGCCAUUGUAGGUCAGCCCGGUUCCGGCUCCAUAUCCGUGUCCGUGUCCGGCGUGGGCGUUGGAGUGGGCGUGGCGAACGGACGUGUGCCAAAGAUGAUGACGGCCCUGAUGCCGAACAAGCUGAUCCGCAAGCCGAGCAUCGAGCGGGACACGGCGAGCAGUCACUACCUGCGCUGCAGUCCGGCUCUGGACUCCGGAGCCGGCAGCUCCCGCUCGGACAGCCCCCACUCGCACCACACCCACCAGCCGAGUGCGCGGACGGUGGGGAAUCCGGGCGGCAAUGGUGGAUUCUCGCCAUCGCCCAGCGGUUUCAGUGAGGUGGCUCCGCCGGCGCCGCCGCCACGCAAUCCCACCGCCUCCAGCGCGGCCACGCCCCCGCCGCCAGUGCCGCCCACCAGCCAGGCGUACGUGAAGCGGCGAUCGCCGGCCCUGAACAACCGCCCGCCGGCGAUAGCGCCACCCACUCAGCGGGGCAACUCACCCGUCAUAACCCAGAACGGGCUGAAGAAUCCGCAGCAGCAGCUGACGCAGCAGCUGAAGUCCCUCAACCUGUAUCCCGGCGGAGGAAGUGGCGCAGUGGUGGAGCCCCCGCCGCCCUACCUAAUCCAAGGCGGCGCCGGCGGAGCAGCACCACCGCCGCCACCGCCCAGUUACACGGCCUCCAUGCAAUCGCGACAGUCGCCGACGCAAUCGCAGCAAUCGGACUACAGGAAAUCGCCGAGCAGUGGGAUCUACUCGGCCACCUCGGCGGGAUCGCCGAGUCCCAUAACCGUGUCCCUGCCGCCGGCGCCGCUGGCGAAGCCACAGCCACGCGUCUACCAGGCCCGCAGUCAGCAGCCGAUCAUCAUGCAGAGUGUGAAGAGCACGCAGGUGCAAAAGCCCGUGCUGCAAACGGCAGUGGCGCCCCAAUCCCCAUCGAGUGCCUCCGCCAGCAACUCACCCGUUCACGUGCUGGCCGCUCCACCCUCCUACCCCCAGAAGUCCGCGGCAGUGGUGCAGCAGCAGCAGCAGGCAGCAGCGGCGGCGCACCAGCACCAGCAGCAGCAUCAGCACCAGCAAUCCAAACCGCCGACGCCCACAACGCCGCCGUUGGUGGGUCUGAACAGCAAGCCCAACUGCCUGGAGCCGCCGUCCUAUGCCAAGAGCAUGCAGGCCAAGGCGGCCACGGUGGUGCAGCAGCAGCAACAGCAGCAAGUGCAGCAGGUGCAGCAGCAGCAGCAGGUGCAACAGCAGCAGCAGCAACACCACCAGCAGCAGCAGCAGCAACUGCAGGCGUUGAGGGUGCUCCAGGCACAGGCGCAGGCUCAACGGGAGCGGGAUCAGCGGGAGCGGGAACGGGAUCAGCAGAAGCUGGCCAAUGGGAAUCCCGGCCAGCCCAGGCAGCUGCCUCCGCCGCCGCCCUAUCAGAGCAACAACAACAGCGAGAUCAAGCCGCCCAGCUGCAACAACAACAACAUACAGAUAAGCAACAGCAACCUGGCGACGACGCCGCCCAUUCCGCCCGCCAAAUACAACAACAACUCCGCGAACACGGGCGCCAACAGUUCGGGGGGCAGCAACGGCUCCACCAGCACCACCGCCUCCUCAUCGACCACCUGCAAGAAGAUCAAGCACGCCUCGCCCAUCCCAGAGCGCAAGAAGAUCUCCAAGGAGAAGGAGGAGGAGCGCAAGGAGUUCCGCAUCAGGCAGUACUCGCCGCAAGCCUUCAAGUUCUUCAUGGAGCAGCACAUAGAGAACGUGAUCAAGUCGUAUCGCCAGCGCACCUAUCGCAAGAAUCAGCUGGAGAAGGAGAUGGUCAAGGUCGGGCUGCCCGAUCAGACGCAGAUCGAGAUGAGGAAAAUGCUAAACCAAAAGGAGAGCAACUACAUUCGCUUGAAGCGCGCCAAGAUGGACAAGAGCAUGUUCAUCAAACUGAAGCCCAUUGGCGUUGGUGCCUUUGGCGAGGUGACCCUGGUGCGCAAGAUCGACGCCUCCAACCAUCUGUAUGCGAUGAAAACCCUGCGGAAAGCCGACGUUCUCAAGCGGAAUCAGGUGGCCCACGUGAAGGCCGAGCGGGACAUCCUCGCGGAGGCGGACAACAACUGGGUGGUGAAGCUGUACUACAGCUUCCAGGACAAGGAUAAUCUCUACUUUGUGAUGGACUACAUACCAGGUGGUGAUCUGAUGUCGCUGCUCAUCAAGCUGGGCAUUUUCGAGGAGGAGCUGGCCAGAUUCUACAUCGCCGAGGUCACCUGCGCCGUGGACAGUGUCCACAAAAUGGGCUUCAUUCACAGAGACAUCAAGCCUGACAACAUACUCAUUGAUAGGGACGGACACAUAAAGCUCACCGACUUUGGCCUGUGCACGGGAUUCCGCUGGACGCACAACUCGAAGUACUACCAGGAGAACGGCAAUCACUCGCGCCAGGACUCGAUGGAGCCCUGGGAGGAGUACUCCGAGAACGGACCCAAGCCCACCGUGCUGGAGAGGCGACGGAUGCGCGAUCACCAAAGAGUCCUGGCCCACUCGCUGGUGGGCACCCCGAACUACAUUGCGCCCGAGGUGCUGGAGCGGAGUGGGUACACGCAGCUGUGCGACUACUGGAGCGUGGGCGUCAUCCUCUACGAGAUGCUGGUGGGUCAGCCGCCCUUCCUGGCCAACAGUCCGCUGGAAACGCAACAAAAGGUCAUCAACUGGGAGAAGACGCUGCACAUCCCGCCGCAGGCCGAGUUGUCCCGUGACGCCAUGGACUUGAUACGGAGGCUCUGCGCGGCGGCCGACAAGCGGCUGGGCAAAAGCGUGGACGAGGUCAAGGGCCACGACUUCUUCAAGGGCAUCGACUUUGCGGACAUGCGGAAGCAGAAGGCGCCCUACAUACCGGAAAUCAAGCACCCGACGGACACGUCCAACUUUGAUCCCGUGGAUCCGGAGAAGCUGCGCUCGAACGACUCCAACAUGAGCAGCGGCGAUGACAUCGACCAGAAUGACAAGCCCUUCCACGGGUUUUUCGAAUUUACCUUCCGUCGAUUCUUCGACGACAAACAGCCGCCCGACAUGACGGAUGAUCAGGCACCGGUUUACGUCUGAGGAAGAGCAUCCAAACCCCAACCCCAAAAUCAUUGUUAGUCAAAUAGUCACAAAAGGGGGAGAGAAGCCAUCGCGUGGGAUUGCAUUGUAAAGAGAGCGUGACUAUAGAAUGAAACUAUAUACAUAAUAUAAAUUAUAGGAGACACUAGAGGAGGGAGCUACGUAUAUACAUACAAAUAAUAUACAUAUAUAUACAUAUGCCUUGGGGCAUGAACUGAAUAAAUUUAAAACGGAGCAGAGUAGCGAUGAAACGAGAACGAGAGCGAGAGCGAGUCAGGACCUUCGACUUCCAACUGAGCAUAGUGUAUCCUUCUACUCCAAAACAAACGCUGUAACCAUAUAUAUUUAAAUUGUUAGAACGCAAAGGGACCAACAACUGGAAAAGCGAACCUUUCUGGUGCUCAAAGCAAAACAAAACGCCUUAAACGAGACGAGAACGCGAAUUUACCCAAACCCAACACAACCCAACCCAACCACACUCUCCUUCUCCACACCUCCGAUCGAUGGCCGGAUUCGAACUCAGCAGGCUGGUGGAAUCCGGCCAUCCCAUCCGGUUUCCCAUUCAGAAUCGAGAUUGCGAGGUGUGCGAUGGAGACCGGAGACGAACGGAGACAAACGGACAAACGUCGCACGGCAGCGAUAUAAGCGGGUCUUAUAAGCCUAAUCUAAAUCUAAUCUAGAAGAACAGAGGGACGGGACCUACAUUCAGUGCCUUUCUGCCCACUUCAUCAUCUAUCACUGCUCUUCCCAUGUGUCCUCCCCAAAAAGAACAAACUUAGACGUAACCUAUGUGAGAAACCUAGCAAUGUUAGACCAACUUGUUGAAUGCCAAAUGAAAUUGUUAAGCCGCCCCGCGAGGAAAAUGCGGAGAAAGCGGGGAAAAUUCAACACUUAUUCUCUGAUAGCAAAACAGAAAACACACAAAAGCGAUGCGAGGAGAUCUGAGGAAAUUGUAAUCUUUCUAAUGUAAUAUUGUAAAGAACACGUUAAUUGUAAUCUAUGCUAAAGUUGUGUAGCGCCCUAAGAUGUUUUUUAGUUUAUAGACCGCUAACCGUAAUCUAGUUUAAUUCCUAACACUAAGCGAGAGUACAUCGGUUUUUUUGUUUGUCGUAGGUUCGUUGGAAAAUGCUUAACGGAAAACGCUUUGUUUUUCUUUUUAAUUAGCUGCCGUUUGUAUGUGCGUGUGUUUUUAUUAUGAAUUAUAUAUACAUCCAUCUAGGUAUACGUUGGUGGAGCCUAUUUUAAAUGUGAGAUCGAGCUAAUUGAAGGAAAAUACAAACAAACUCUGUGCCUUGGCCAAUUAGUUUACUAAAGCAAAUUAAUAAAUGGAAAAGAAAAUGUAUCCAAAA